UUAUGUUUACGUGGGAUCUUCUCAUCCGUCUGUGAGAAUCAGUUAUUCCAAAUCCCACCGUCUGUUAAUUAAGCGCUGACAAUUCCUCAUUUAAUACGUCGACGUAUAGUUGGUCAUCUUCUCCGAUCCCGGAGCACCCCCUUCACCCACCCAUCGCCCUGAGUGACAGCUAAAUCCAACACACUCCUUAGAAUUAGAUUGGUUAAUUAAAAGUCCGAAUUAGCGUGUUCGGAAUCAUGAAUAAAGCGGUGGAAAUAGAAAGACUAGAUUGAGAAUUAAAUGUACUUGGUGGAAGAAAUGAGAAUUGAAAUACUCGCUUAUUGAAUUAUGGCGAUGAAGGGCGAUCAGGUGACUUAGGUCAUAAUAGAAUUGAUCUCGCAGGAAGCAAAGAUAGUCAUCUGAGCUUCCGUUUGUGCGAGAUAACUGUGCGUGUUAAAAGAAAAAAUGUCAAAGGUGGUUUACGAGGGAUGGAUGGUGAGGUAUGGGAGAAGGAAGAUCGGGAGAUCCUUUAUACACAUGAGGUAUUUUGUGCUUGAAUCCAGGCUUCUUGCUUACUACAAGAGGAAACCCCAAGAUAAUCAGGUUCCUAUCAAGACCAUGCUGAUUGAUGGGAAUUGUAGAGUAGAGGAUCGUGGCUUGAAGACUCAUCAUGGGCAUAUGGUUUAUGUUUUAUCUGUUUACAACAAGAAAGAAAAGUAUCAUAGAAUCACGAUGGCAGCAUUUAACAUCCAGGAAGCACUAAUAUGGAAGGAAAAGAUUGAGUUUGUAAUUGAUCAGCAUCAGGAGUCACAAGUUGUAAAUGGUAACAAAUAUAUUUCGUUUGAGUAUAAAUCUGGGAUGGAUAAUGGCAGGACUGCUUCCUCAUCAGACCAUGAAAGUCAGUUCAGUGCACAGGAGGAUGAAGAUGAUGCUAAUCCAAAUUUAUUACGCAGAACUACCAUUGGAAAUGGUCCUCCUGAUUCAGUAUUGGACUGGACACGAGAAGUUGACUCAGAAUUGUCAACUCAGAAUGCUAACAAUCAAGCAUUUUCUAGAAAGCAUUGGCGUCUCCUACAGUGCCAAAAUGGACUCCGCAUUUUUGAAGAGCUUGUUGAAGUUGAUUACCUUCCAAGGAGCUGUAGCAGAGCAAUGAAGGCUGUAGGGGUUGUUGAGGCUACAUGUGAAGAAAUAUUUGAGCUUGUUAUGAGCAUGGAUGGAACACGAUUUGAGUGGGAUUGCAGUUUCCAAUAUGGUAGUUUAGUUGAAGAGGUAGAUGGCCAUACGGCAAUACUCUAUCAUAGACUUCAGCUAGACUGGUUUCCAGCGUUUAUAUGGCCCCGUGACCUUUGCUAUGUGAGGUAUUGGCGGCGAAAUGACGACGGCAGUUAUGUUGUCCUAUUUCGUUCCAGAGAGCAUGAAAACUGUGGUCCACAACCAGGUUGUGUUCGGGCUCAUGUUGAGAGUGGAGGAUUCAACAUAGCCCCUCUAAAACCUCGGAACGGGAGACCUAGAACGCAGGUACAGCAUCUUAUGCAGAUUGAUCUUAAAGGAUGGGGUGUUGGUUAUGUUUCAUCAUUUCAGCAACAUUGUCUUCUUCAGAUGUUAAAUAGUGUUGCUGGACUGCGUGAAUGGUUCUCCCAAACAGAUGAAAGAGGUGCUCCUCCUAGAAUCCCGGUCAUGGUUAAUAUGGCAUCUGCUUCUGCUUCUACAAAGAAGAAUUUUAAGCUGCAAGAAUCUUCUGUUCAUCCUGCUCCUUCUCUUGACCAAAUAAAUGCUGCCAGCAGAAACUCCACUAUCAUGGAUGAAUACUCUGAUGAGGAUGAAGAAUAUCAAAUAGCUGAGGAAGAACAAGAGGCAUAUCAAACCAAGAAAGAGAAUGAGAAUGAUAUGAGGAGAACAGCCUUGGAAGAAGAACCAGUUGAACCAAUUGACUUAUCUUGUUUCUCGGGUAAUUUACGCCGUGACGACCGUGAUAAAGCCCGUGACUGCUGGCGAAUUUCUGAUGGGAACAACUUUCGAGUUCGUAGCAAGCAUUUUUGUUAUGACAAAUCAAAGAUCCCAGCUGGAAAACAUUUAAUGGAUCUUGUCGCUGUUGAUUGGUUCAAAGACACAAAAAGAAUGGACCAUGUUGCCAGACGUCAAGGUUGUGCAGCACAAGUCGCUUCGGAGAAAGGGCUUUUCUCUGUGGUUUUCAAUCUGCAAGUACCUGGCUCAACACAUUACAGUAUGGUAUUUUACUUUGUAACGAAGGAAUUAAUACCUGGGUCCCUCUUGCAACGGUUUGUUGAUGGUGAUGAUGAAUUCCGUAAUAGCAGGUUUAAGCUUAUUCCGUCAGUUCCAAAGGGCUCAUGGAUUGUGCGACAGAGUGUUGGAAGCACUCCUUGCUUACUGGGAAAAGCAGUUGAUUGCAAUUAUAUACGUGGUCCCAAGUACUUGGAAGUUGAUGUUGAUAUUGGCUCUUCAACUGUUGCUAACGGAGUCCUGGGUCUUGUAAUUGGUGUAAUCACUACGUUGGUGGUUGACAUGGCUUUCCUUGUACAGGCAAAUACUACAGAAGAAUUGCCAGAGCGGUUGAUUGGUGCGGUUCGUGUUUCUCACAUAGAGCUGUCAUCAGCUAUAGUUCCAAAAUUGGACCAAGAUCCGUCAUGACUAACAGAAGCUUCUUAUCUCCACUGAUUUUACAUAAUCAUUUGUUUAGUUCUGAAUGUAUUUCAUUCAGAUAUUCAUUGCUUGUAUCAAAUCGUAGAAUGGCAUCCCCAUGGAAUUUUUGCAUAAAAUUUAGUUGAUGGAGAAUUGUGGUUCUUUCUGCAUUGGGAAUCCAAGUGCUGCUUCUAGUAGUAGAAAUAGAAUACUAGGUCUUAUGGUAUACGAGUUAGGGGAACCCAUUUCCCUACUUGAAGGGAAAGACAGGGAGGGAAAUUGGGGUGGUAAGGGGAGGGAAAGAAUAGUAAAAAGCAAAGGAAAGAUAAGUGAGAAGCUUUACACAUUUGGGAAAAAUUUGAUUGAUCAGAAGUAUUAUCAAAGACUGUAUGUAGAUGGAGGAGCAAUGGAUAAAUAUACGGCCAUGGGUUAUACAUAUAAAUAUAUUACAUGAAUAAAUCUGCCAUUUCUAUGAACGCGUGGAGUUUACUUGUAUCCCCACUGAGCUCAUGCAAUUUGCUUCUAGUGAUUCACCAGGUCCCUAGUCUGUUUGUUUUCUUAAAUCUUCUUUUUGUCUUGAGAUGCUUUUGUUUUAGUUAAUUGGUUGUAAUGUUUUUGAAUUGUUGUUCUCUACGCUUAAUGUUGGAGGCUUUUUCAGCUUGCAAGGUGGAAUCAUGUUUGUUCUAUUCUGAACAAAAUACUGCCGUGUAUUAAUGUGAUAAGAUUUGCAGUGUA
Messenger RNA from Ricinus communis (castor bean), 3354 nucleotides. Its product is annotated as protein ENHANCED DISEASE RESISTANCE 2. The transcript is spliced from 22 exons. Gene Ontology annotation, molecular function: lipid binding. NCBI's taxonomy places the organism in Eukaryota, Viridiplantae, Streptophyta, Magnoliopsida, Malpighiales, Euphorbiaceae. Bases 445 to 2628 code for a protein of 727 amino acids. The record is from RefSeq and is a predicted model, not a curated record.